CCGUGACCCCCUCCAACCCCCUCCGACCCCCUCCGACCCCCGACUCCAGGGCCUGGUACACCCCCAGGUGCCACACAACGGCCCCAGUAUUUAUCAGCGUGGGAGUUCUGGACCUUUCCACCACCGGCCGCGGCCGUUAUCUCGCCGGGUAUAAAAGGCGGGCGUGCUGCCGCCUGGCCAGAACACCCCACUGGCCGCCCUUGGGGAAAGCAGCCAAUGGCUGGAAGGAGCAAGCCUAGAACUUAGACACACUAGACACACUCACUAGAAACACACAAUGGUUGUCCCUACUAUCCAAGCACCAGCUCCAGCAUUCAAGAAGACCGCAGUCAUCGGCGGUGCCUUCGAAGAGGUCUCCCUCGAGCAAUACAAGGGUAAGUGGGUCUUGUUGGCCUUCUUCCCAAUGGCGUUCACCUUCGUCUGUCCUACCGAAAUCAUUGCCUACUCCGAGAAGGCCAAGGAGUUCAAGGACAAGGGUGCCGAGGUCUUGUUCGCCUCCACCGACUCCGAGUACUCCUUGCUGGCCUGGACCAACGUCGCCAGAGCCGACGGUGGCUUGGGCCCAUUGAACAUCCCUCUUAUUGCUGACAGAAACCACUCGCUUGCCAAGGACUACGGUGUUUUGGUCGAGGACGAAGGCAUCACUUUCAGAGGUAUCUUCUUGAUCGAUCCAAAGGGUACUUUGAGACAGAUCACCAUCAACGACUUGCCUGUCGGUAGAUCCGUCGACGAGUCCUUGAGAUUGCUCGAGGCCUUCCAGUUCACCGACAAGUACGGCGAAGUCUGUCCUGCCAACUGGACCCCUGGUGCCGACACCAUUGUCCCAGAGCCAGAGAACUCCAAAAAGUACUUCUCCAAGCACGGUUAAGCCCCUCGCUCGGCUUCUCCUUAGAGCUAGAUAUAGAUAGGUAACUCGAACAAUACUGUGUAUUCAAAAUAUAUUUAC
Molecule: messenger RNA, 946 nt
Organism: Pichia membranifaciens NRRL Y-2026
Lineage: Eukaryota; Fungi; Ascomycota; Pichiomycetes; Pichiales; Pichiaceae
Exons: 1
Coding region: 278-868 (196 amino acids)
Biological process (GO): hydrogen peroxide catabolic process; cell redox homeostasis; response to oxidative stress
Cellular component (GO): cytosol
Molecular function (GO): thioredoxin peroxidase activity
Source: RefSeq, a predicted model, not a curated record